AUGGACCGAAUCACAAAUCCGGCGCCAACGCAGCGAUUGACAUCGCCACCGAGCUCGCCCACGUCAUGGUUGAAGACCAACACUGGCCCCAUGUUCCCCAAAGACCGCGAGUCCGCCAUCCGUGGUGAAAGGCCCCGCUAUGACUGGGUCUACGACCAAGCCGUGAACGCCACGCACGACAAGCUCAACGGUGUCAUGCGCACACAGCUCGACGUCUGGCACUGCCCGAAGACCAACGGCACCCAGCACAUCCUCCACGCCUCCAGCCACAUCGUGGACACUCCGACGAGGCAGAGGAUUGCACGCUGGUACAACAAGUCGUAUCUGGAGCAGACGGGGCAGCUGCGCAACACCUACGAUCCCUCGGCGACGGGACCUUUGGGCGGAGGAGUCACCAUCAGCCACGAUGGCACGGUGCGGCGGAAGCUGCAGCGUUCCUCCACGGCCCCCGGCGGCGGGCUGAGGACCCUCCAGGUAGCCGGCGAGAACUACCUUCCGCCAUGGGUGAACCGGAGCCAGUACGA
Messenger RNA from Symbiodinium necroappetens, 524 nucleotides. NCBI's taxonomy places the organism in Eukaryota, Dinophyceae, Suessiales, Symbiodiniaceae. The record is from the annotation of a GenBank genome assembly.